Messenger RNA from Elephantulus edwardii (Cape elephant shrew), 3228 nucleotides. It is a transcript of the gene USP53, whose product is annotated as ubiquitin specific peptidase 53. Gene Ontology annotation, biological process: response to auditory stimulus; sensory perception of sound; protein deubiquitination. NCBI's taxonomy places the organism in Eukaryota, Metazoa, Chordata, Mammalia, Macroscelidea, Macroscelididae. The transcript is spliced from 14 exons. Gene Ontology annotation, cellular component: cell-cell junction. The record is from RefSeq and is a predicted model, not a curated record. Gene Ontology annotation, molecular function: cysteine-type deubiquitinase activity.
AUGGCAUGGGUAAAAUUCUUACGGAAACCUGGUGGCAAUCUUGGAAAAGUUUAUCAGCCUGGGAGUAUGCUCUCUCUAGCCCCUACCAAAGGCUUAUUAAAUGAACCUGGACAAAACAGCUGCUUUCUUAAUAGUGCUAUACAGGUUUUAUGGCAGUUGGACAUAUUCCGACGAAGCUUGCGGAUUUUAACUGGACAUGUUUGUCAAGGAGAUGCCUGCAUAUUUUGUGCCCUGAAGACAAUAUUUGCACAAUUCCAACACAGCCGGGAAAAAGCACUUCCCUCAGAUAACAUAAGGCAUGCUCUUGCAGAAAGCUUCAAAGAUGAACAGCGAUUUCAGCUUGGCCUUAUGGAUGAUGCUGCAGAGUGCUUUGUGAGUAUUUUUAUAAUCUUUAAGACUAAAGACAGCGACUUUUUAAUUGCAUACUUAUGUUUUAUGAUUGAUAAAUUGAGCAUAUGUUUUUACCUAUAGUGCGUGUGUCGAAGCUGUGGUGCAUCAUCAGAUCCUCUACCUUUUACAGAAUAUGUGCGGUAUGUUUCUACAACAGCUCUAUGCACUGAAGUUGAAAGAAUGAUGGAAAGACAUGAGCGCUUUAAGCCUGAAAUGUUUGCAGAGUUGCUUCAAGCAGCAAAUACCACAGAUGACUACAGAAAAUGUCCUAGUAACUGUGGCCAAAAAAUAAAAAUUCGUCGUGUCUUAAUGAACUGUCCAGAGAUUGUUACAGUUGGUUUAGUGUGGGAUUCUGAGCAUUCUGACUUGACUGAAGAGGUGGUUCGGAAUCUAGCUACGCAUCUGUAUCUUCCUGGGCUUUUUUAUAGGGUUACUGAUGAAAAUGCCAAAAAUAGUGAACUUCGCCUUGUUGGUUUAAUCUGCUACACCAGCCGACAUUAUUGUGCCUUUGCUUUUCAUACCAAGAGUUCCAAAUGGGUGUUCUUUGAUGAUGCAAAUGUGAAAGAGGUUGGAACUAGAUGGAAAGAUGUGGUCUCCAAGUGUAUCCGCUGCCAAUUCCAGCCACUGCUUUUGUUUUAUGCUAACCCAGAUGGCACUGCAGUCUCUACUGAAGAUGCACUCAGGCAGGUCAUCCACUGUUCACAUUAUAAAUCCAGUGCAGGAAAUAUGGGUUGUGAAAAACCCUCAAUUUAUAAAUCAGAUAAUUCAAAAGAAAAUGGAUUUGGCUAUCAAGUAAAGCAGAGAGAAAAUCCAAAAUUUCAAACAGAUAAUAUUUCGUCAUUUAAUCAGAGCCACAUUCAAACAAGUGGAGGUAGAGAACCAGUUAAAUCAAGUCAUAAUGAUCAAAGGGAAAAGAUAAAAGACAUUUCCAGAGAAUGUGCUCUGAAAGCCAUUGAACAGAAAAAUUUACUUUCCUCACAAAGGAAAGAUUUGGAGAGAGGUCAAAGAAAAGAUUUGGGCCGACUUAGAGAUUUGAUUGAUGAAGACCUUUCUCAUUUCCACUCUGGAUCACCUCCUAACUCAAAUGGUUUUAGACAGUAUGGGAAUCCACAUCUAUACCAUAGCCAAGGAAAAGGACCACGUAAACAUGAACAGAUUGCCCAUCAGAGUCGAGCUUCUGCACAAAUGCCAAAUUCAAGUAAAUCCCAGAUUGUUCUUCCAGGAGAGAAAAUAACUGGCAAAAUUAAGAGUGACGGUGGCACUGGCUAUGAUACAGACAGCAGCCAAGAUUCUAAGGAUAAAGGAAGCAGCUGUAAUAGCAGCAGUAAAAUCCGGAGCCGAGCUUGGAAACCCAUGAGAGAAACAUUAAAUGUUGAUAGCAUUUUCAGUGAAAGUGAAAGAAGGCAACACAGUCCAAGGCAUAAAUCAAAUACCAGCAGUAAACCUAAAAGUAGCAAAGAUCAGAGUUUUAACAAUUGGCCAAAAGAGAAUUCCAAACAAAAAGGUUUAAUGACCAUAUAUGAAGAUGAAUUAAAGCAGGAAACAGGAAGCAGGAGUUCUCUUGAAUCUAAUGAAAAAGGAACAGAGAAAAACAAAGGCGUCAGAGAGACUAAAGUUCAUGGUGACGGUUGGCAGAUGCAGAGGACUGAGUCUGGAUAUGAAAGCAGUGAUCACAUCAGUAAUGGGUCUACUAAUUUAGAUUCCCCCAUUAGUGAUGGAAAUGGUACACUGAUGGAUAUCAAUAGUGUUAAAGAGACUGUACCCUGCAGUGACCAGAUUAAGCCAAGCAACCUAAAGAUAGACUAUGUCAACUGUGUCUCCCAUCACAGCAAAAACCACAUGGAAGGUUGUAGAAGAGAACUCAAGAGCUUGGAACCUGGAUGUAUAUCUCAUGAGUUCCACCCAGAAUCACACCUGCCAAUGAAAAAUCCUAUAGUGAAAAGAUCCUACACACAUGAAACCAGUGGAAAAUUAAUCUCUUCAUGCAGUCCACAAAUCCUCAAGGACUCUGCUGCACAAGACCAUUUACAUUCAUCAGGUGAACAGAAGGGUGAAAAAUCCCGUGAACACAAACUUUCUGAAAGGCUUAACGUAGAAAAUUCUGAAAGAACAGCUUUACCUUUUUAUGUUGAUGACACUUCUGCUUCUGGAAAAAGAAUGAACACUAAUGAGAUCAUUUCACCUUCUUCAUUGCGAUCAUCACACCCAAGAACUACUGGGUUAAAGCCAGAAACUGUUUCUAUUUUUCAGCAGCCAAAUAUGAUGGAACAAUGUCACUCCGAGAGUUCUCCAUCCAGGGAACAUAACAUUUCAUCUCUCUGCAAAUCUGAUGAUUCUCAGCCACCAAAACUUGUUUGCCAGAAUCUACCACCCCCUCUGCCACCAAAGAAAUAUACAACUAGUGUGCCACAGUCAGGAAAAAAUACAUCUACUCCCGAUGUGAAACGUAAAGACAUAUUUAAAGCUAAUUCUUUGUGUCUUCCAAAGCACAGUGUAAAUAUAGCUUCAGAACCAUGUUCAGAAGUGAGUACUUAUGUGAAUGAUGAAAGACUUAAUGAAACAUUUCAAGUGAAGGAGGGUAUCAGCAGCACACCAGAUUUUCUGUCCAGCUCUUCACUUAACGAUUUUCAAACAGACUCAGGUGCAGUUGUUGAUGCAUUUUGCCAACCAGAAGUAGAUUCUAGCUCUGUGUGUCCAAAUGAGACAAUUUCAUUAACUACCUAUUUUUCAGUCGAUAGCUGCAUGACUGAUACAUAUAGAUUGAAAUACCAUCAGAGGCCCAAGCUCUGUUUUCCAUAGAGCAGUAGCUUUUUUGAAGAUCAUUUGCUGUCUGGUUGA